Tinamus guttatus (white-throated tinamou) is the source of this 1351-nucleotide messenger RNA. Lineage: Eukaryota; Metazoa; Chordata; Aves; Tinamiformes; Tinamidae. The record is from RefSeq and is a predicted model, not a curated record.
UCAAUUUUUAUGUUUUAGAGUCAAAGGAUGUUCAGCCUCUGAUUUCUGUGGUAGCUGUGUCAGGCUACAAGUACAAUGUUGUGAGAUAUUUUGUAGGAUGACACCGGCAGCCUUUGUCUUGCUUGGACCAGGCCUAACGGGAGCCCUGGAAGCCAAGAGCUGUAUGUUUUUAACUUGACCUCACUCACCAAGUCCGAAAAUAUCUUGUCAGCUUCAGUGUAUUAUUAUAUUGGUGAUCUGCUGAACGCUAGCUGCAACUGCUCCCGAUCCAGAGACUGCUCUCGGCACAGGCACAGGAAACCCGAAAUUCAGAUUCAGCUUUCAGUUUGGACCAUUCCUUCUGUUGGGAACCAGACUCGCAGCCUGGGACAUUUCCUAAUAAAUGUCUCCGCUGGGUGCGGGGAUGUCCUUUCCUGGCAGUGGAAGGAUAUCACUCAGGUCCUGCAUGAGGCAAAACAAAACAAUGAGCUUCUGAUCAGCGUCAAAAUGGAUGUGAGCAGCCAUCACCCCUGGAAAAGAGCACCUUCUUGCCAUGAACCCUACAUUUUGGUAUAUGCCAAUGAUUCUGCCAUUUCAGAGCCAGAGAGUGUUGUCUCUAGUUUGCAAGGGCACCGUAAUCCCCUGGUGAGGAUCUUCCCCAGGACAGAAAACCAUGUAAAGAGUGGCCUCAGCAAGCGGCGGCGGAAACGCGCCACAAACGUCCUGUUGCCGUUGCAGAAUAAUGAGCUUCCAGGGGCCGAGUACCAGUACAACGAGGAUGAGCGAUGGGAGGACAGGAAACCCUACCAAACCCUCCAGCCACGGCUGGCAGAGAGGGCAAAGAGUAAGAAAAAGCAGAGGAAGAACCAUCACCAGAAGAGCCAGACUCUCCAGUUUGACGAGCAAACCUUGAAGAACGCAAGGAGGAAGCAGUGGAAUGAGCCGCGGUACUGCGCCCGGCGCUAUCUCAAGGUGGAUUUUGCAGACAUCGGCUGGAGCGAGUGGAUUAUUUCCCCUAAAUCCUUUGAUGCCUAUUACUGCUCGGGAGAAUGCCAGUUUCCCAUUCCAAAGGCCUUGAAGCCCUCAAACCAUGCCACCAUACAGAGCAUAGUGAGAGCAGUUGGAGUGGUACCCGGCAUUCCCGAGCCUUGCUGUGUCCCUGACAAAAUGUCUUCUCUCAGCAUCCUGUUCUUCGAUGAAAACAAGAAUGUGGUUCUCAAGGUCUACCCCAAUAUGACAGUGGAGUCCUGUGCAUGCAGAUAACAUUUCAGUGGACCCCUUUGAAAUGCUGAGGUGAUCGGUUACUAUUUUAUUAUUGUUUUUCAUGAUUUCUACUUUUUGUUUGCACUGCCAAUGCAUUUCAUUCUGAAAA